AUGGAUGCGAGGUCUGCGAGUGACUCGACUCCCGAAAUAUGUGCGUUCUUUAACGGCAACAUUGCCAACUCGGCAAUCCGGGAUUCCUCCGGUGAUGACGGCGCUGGGGAGAUGGUCACUAUCCAGUACGACUUUGCGCGUGACGUCCACUCAAAUACCAUAUUUGACACCAGUGGUAGGAGCGCACUCGGAUGCGCGGUCAAUAGUCCGACACGAGCAUUGACGGACCCUGAAUGGGAUGGGAGCGAGGGAGAUUGGACCAAGGCUUGCUACGGCUAUGGAGCCGUUCAUUUCCACGGGAACGAUUUUGACGAUGCCGGCUGGCAGACGGAUUUUCGCAUCCAGAUUCCCUCUGUAGCCAGUCGGGAGCGUACUCCGUCCCGGGAUGAAUUCGACAAGUACGACGUCGCCAAUGGCACUCCCGCUGGCACGGUGGUCCUGGCGACUUCGACGGGCCAUUCGGAUGACUUUGGUAUCUUCAUCGAGGAUGUGGGCUUUCCGAUCCGGAAUACUCUAGGUAGUCAGACGCGUGAGAUUAGAUCAGAUAUGGUCUUAAUUUGA
Molecule: messenger RNA, 561 nt
Organism: Cladophialophora immunda
Lineage: Eukaryota; Fungi; Ascomycota; Eurotiomycetes; Chaetothyriales; Herpotrichiellaceae
Exons: 2
Coding region: 1-561 (186 amino acids)
Source: RefSeq, a predicted model, not a curated record